CUCAUUUUCAUUUUGUUGGUUUCAUCUCAAUUCCCACAUCAUGUCUGGUUCUAAUGGUGCCAAAGAGAAUUCCCACAACAAGGCUCGGACAUCUCCUUACCCAGGUUCCAAAGUUGAACGAAGCCAGGUUCCUAAUGAGAAAGUGGGCUGGCUUGUUGAGUGGCAAGACUAUAACCCUGUGGAAUACACUGCAGUCUCUGUCUUGGCUGGACCCAGGUGGGCAGAUCCUCAGAUCAGUGAAAGUAACUUUUAUCCCAAGUUUAAUGAAAAGGAUGGGCAUGUUGAGAGAAAAAGCCAGAAUGGCCUGUACGAGAUUGAAAAUGGAAGACCGAGAAAUCCUGCCGGACGAACAGGACUGGUUGGUCGGGGGCUUUUGGGACGAUGGGGCCCAAAUCAUGCUGCAGAUCCCAUCAUAACUAGGUGGAAAAGAGAUAGCAGUGGAAAUAAAAUCACCCACCCUGUUUCUGGGAAACAUAUCUUACAGUUUGUUGCAAUAAAAAGGAAAGAUUGUGGAGAAUGGGCAAUCCCAGGGGGGAUGGUGGAUGCAGGAGAGAAGAUUAGUGCCACACUGAAAAGAGAAUUUGGUGAGGAAGCUCUUAACUCCUUACAGAAAUCCAGUGCUGAAAAGAAAGAAAUAGAGGAACAGUUGCACAAACUCUUCAGCCAAGAACAUCUGGUGAUAUAUAAGGGAUAUGUUGAUGAUCCUCGAAACACUGAUAACGCAUGGAUGGAGACAGAAGCUGUGAACUACCAUGAUGAAACAGGUGAGAUAAUGGAUAAUCUUACUCUAGAAGCUGGAGAUGAUGCUGGAAAAGUGAAAUGGGUAGACAUCAGUGAAAAACUCAAGCUUUAUGCCAGUCACUCUCAAUUCAUCAAGCUUGUGGCAGAGAAACGAGAUGCACACUGGAGCGAGGACUCUGAAACUGACUGCCAUGGGUUAUAGCUCGUGGUCUCCACAUAAGCCAAAGGCCAAUAAAGGAGCAUGUGCUAAAAAGAAGGUGAUAUCAUAGAAUUCAUACUGUAAAUAGGGCAGAGUAGAUCACUUGGAAAUUAUUUUAUUCACUUUUCAAAACAUUUGCAUGCAGAAGGUUUUGCAUUGGAGUAAAAUGAGUAAAUAUGAAAAGGAAGAUAGAAUUUUCAGUUUUCUGGUCAAAAGGAAUAUAAAUUGUCAUGUUUUGUAUGUAUUGUAUUUAAACAUGGUUUAAAUCAAAUUCAAACAACUGAUGCUCUUGAAGAAUUAUAAUCGUAAUAAAGAUCAAUUCCUGAUCUGCCAUAA
Galeopterus variegatus (Sunda flying lemur) is the source of this 1276-nucleotide messenger RNA. RefSeq names its product nudix (nucleoside diphosphate linked moiety X)-type motif 9 (gene NUDT9). The coding region runs from base 41 to 943 and encodes 300 amino acids. NCBI's taxonomy places the organism in Eukaryota, Metazoa, Chordata, Mammalia, Dermoptera, Cynocephalidae. Gene Ontology annotation, cellular component: mitochondrion. Gene Ontology annotation, molecular function: ADP-ribose diphosphatase activity. The transcript has 7 exons. The record is from RefSeq and is a predicted model, not a curated record.